AUGGAGCACCAACAAUUGCAGAAGUACGUUGAUUUGUACAAUAAGGAGGUCGAGGAAUUCUACAAUGGUGCCGCAUCAGGCCGCCCAAGAGAGUUCCAUCCUUCCAAAGUACAUAUAAAGAGCAUCCAUGAAAAGGCGAGUACCGCCAAUUCUGGCGUAGAAAUCUCUAGCCUUGGUGUAGACUGGGAUAGCGAAGAGAAAGAAACCUUUUUCUGGUGCCUUUCACGCUAUAGUAUCCACCGUGUAGACGAGUGGCGCUCAUUGUUGCCUCGGAAGAGCGCCAUGGAGAUCCUGGGUUAUUACAGGUUGUUGAGGAGAGCAAGCUUAAGCGCGAGGUCGCGUAAGGCGGGUGAUGACGGAGCGCCCAUUGCGUACGAAAUGAGCGCUGAAUGGGUUGCCCUGGAGACAAAACUGAGCGAGGCAGUGACGGCCAUCACGGAAGGCGCAGCCGAGGUUGCCGAUGAGGAAGGACACAGCGAGGGGCUUAUCAAUUAUGAAAGCUGGAAACGCAGGUGGGUAGCCAUCUACUCGCACAGCCGCAUCGCGGAGAUAAGACCCUUGCCCCGCCACGCGCUGCCGCUAUCGCGCAGCGCGACGGAGACACUGGAGCGCUGUGUCCGUCGCUACACACGUGCACUGCUGUGGUGCACGGCACUUGCGGGCAUGGCUUCCCGCAGCGUCAGCGCAAGGGCGGCGGGUUCUCGAGGAUGCAAGUCGCUACCGACGGUCGUCACUCGGCGGCAAGUCGAGCGUGCUCUAUGCACAGAAGCACGUGCACGUGACCUGCACGUGCUUCCCCGACGCAUUGCUUUAACACUGCGCAAAUGGGAACUGGACUAUCCGCGGGAGGGCAAAUUGUUCCGCACCAAAGAAAUGGCAUGUCUGUUUUUACAAAGCCAGUUAUCAAGACGGGAUGCUCCUCCAGUUCACCAAGACGAAAAUCAGGACGAAAAUCAGGACAAAAAUCAAGAACAAGAUACCACUGCAAGUGAAAGUGGAAGCGAAGCAGAAAGGAAUGAAAUCAACGAAGCGGACUUGUUCCGAUCAGCAUUACACGAGAAUCAGUUGCUAAAAUGGUUAUCCAAAUAA
Molecule: messenger RNA, 1089 nt
Organism: Saccharomyces paradoxus
Lineage: Eukaryota; Fungi; Ascomycota; Saccharomycetes; Saccharomycetales; Saccharomycetaceae
Gene: RRN5
Product: Rrn5p
Exons: 1
Coding region: 1-1089 (362 amino acids)
Biological process (GO): transcription initiation at RNA polymerase I promoter; nucleolar large rRNA transcription by RNA polymerase I
Cellular component (GO): RNA polymerase I upstream activating factor complex
Molecular function (GO): RNA polymerase I general transcription initiation factor activity; rDNA binding
Source: RefSeq, a predicted model, not a curated record